Lachancea mirantina is the source of this 189-nucleotide messenger RNA. Lineage: Eukaryota; Fungi; Ascomycota; Saccharomycetes; Saccharomycetales; Saccharomycetaceae. The record is from the annotation of a GenBank genome assembly.
AUGUCUGCGUGGAGAAAAGCUGGUUUGACUUACAACAACUACAUUGCCAUUGCGGCCAAAGCCGUGCGUGAUUCUUUGAAAACUGAGCUACAAACUGCUCAAGUUUUGGCAAGGUCCAAAACAGAAGUCAGAUUCACUCAAUACCAGAACGGAGAAGCGACUGCGGAUCCAGCUCCAUUGAAAAACUAG